UUACUCAAUUUUAUUUAGAUAACUGUUGAUGGAAAAGUCUGUUAGGUCAGAACUUUCCUUUUCGCAAUUUAUACUAAGUGAAAAAAUAUGAUUACAUCUCAAUUUACCGUGUUGAUUGUACUUUUUUUAUUAUUAUUUUAUCUCUCAUCUUCAUCAACUUCUUCCUCUUCCUCUUCAUCUUCUUCUAAUAAAAUGAUUUCAUCUCAUCCUUUAUCAUCAUCUUCGUUCUCACCGACAUCUUCACACUCAUCGUCAUCUUCUUCUUCUUCUCCGUUUUCUUCUUCAUUAAAUUCUCUGUCAUCCGAAUCAUCGUCACCUUCAGAAUCUUCACCAGCCUCAUCUUCCAAAUCAACCUCCUCCUCCUCCUCUUCCUCAUCUCGUGGACGCAAUUGUUCAUCAUGUAUGUUAUUAGACGGAGCUAAAGAGCGACGCAUUCGAAGCAUCAAAUGGCAAAUAUUGAAUAAACUUGGCUUCAAGAACGAACCAAAUAUAACUCGUCGAGAUAAUCUAGAGGUUCCACCGUUAAAAGAUAUAAUCACUUCCUCCAUGAUUUCCCUCUACUCUAAUCAAAUGUUACCCACUUUCUCAGCGCAACGAUUAUCUUCCAAUUCUAAUUUACAGUCCGAGACUAAAAAGCUUCUAGGAUUGUACAAUAAGGACGAAAUGAUGUCUUCGGAUCAAGCUUAUCCCACCUCAGAGGAUUAUGACGAUGAUUCAGAAGAUUUUUAUGUCAACACCGAUAAAGCAAUUAGCUUUGCAAUGAAACCUCCUGAGAAUUGGAGUUUUCUUAAGGGCAUUAAAAGCCAGUAUUUCAAGUUCUCACCGAAUGUUGUUAAUGCUCAUCUUGCCAGCGCUCAUCUCUGGGCUUAUAUUCAACCUAAAAGGUCCUCAGGCACCGGAUCAGGAACUUCAUCAGAUUCAAUUGGACAUUAUGACUUUUCCAGGCCCAUUAAUGUAACUGUUGUUGUUUAUGAGAUUAAAAAAUCACGAGAACCUGUUUCACUUCUCAAUAUUCGUUCAAAGAAAAUGACAAUAGAUGGACGAGGACGUUGGGUAACAUUAGAUAUAAGGAGAUUAGUAACCGAACGAUUCAGAGAGUCGAAGGCGAAUUUCGGUCUCGUAAUUCACGCUUACGACGAGAGAGGACGAAGUCUCCAUGUAACCAGUCCCUAUGAUGGCGAAAAUCAUUCCCAGCGAACCUUCAUUGAACUGUCAACCACCACUCGCAAGGCCAAUAGGGUUCGUCGAGAAACUGGAAUACGAUGUGAAGAGGGUUCCAAGGAGAUUAAUUGUUGUCUUCAUCCAUUGACCGUUGAUUUUGAAGAGUUUGGUUGGGAUUGGAUCAUCGCACCGAAACGAUAUGAGGCCAACUUUUGUUCCGGUGAAUGUCCUUACAUGUUCCUUCAAGACAAUAACCACGCUCAUCUUGUCCAGCAAGCAAACCCUUCCAUGUCAACUGGACCUUGUUGUACUCCAAGGAAAAUGAGUUCAAUCUCGAUGCUCUAUUAUGAUGAUAAUAAUCAAAUUAUUCUUGGCACUUUGAAGGGAAUGAAAGCCGAACGAUGUGGAUGCGCUUAGGAAGAUUAAACAUGAUUAGCGAUGAAAUGGGUUAUAUUUCCAAUGGAAGGUCAAAACCGUUUGAUUCUUUGGAUGGAUGACACUAAUAAUUUAGAAACAAUUAAUUAAUCUCAAAAUUUAUCGACGAAAAAGCUAAACAAUUAAAAGUAACACUCACUUAUCUUUCUCAGUCUUUUGUUCAAAACAAACUGAGAGCUAAAAAAUCACAACCAUGAACAAUCAAUGUUAUUGUCAGUCUUUAUUUGAACUGAAAAAUGAAGUCACACAUUGUAUUGAGUUUAAAUGGAUCAAUUAAAUAAAUUUCUUGUCAAUUAA
Molecule: messenger RNA, 1893 nt
Organism: Panonychus citri (citrus red mite)
Lineage: Eukaryota; Metazoa; Arthropoda; Arachnida; Trombidiformes; Tetranychidae
Product: growth/differentiation factor 8-like
Exons: 4
Coding region: 88-1578 (496 amino acids)
Biological process (GO): SMAD protein signal transduction
Cellular component (GO): extracellular region
Molecular function (GO): growth factor activity; cytokine activity
Source: RefSeq, a predicted model, not a curated record